AUGCUUUCCACAAAACGGGACGUUGCGCAUCCCAGAACUGUCAAUACAAGCACCUUUGCCCUCAGUGCAGGAAGCCACACUCAGUGCUUUUCUGCACAUGGGGAGAUCAAUCGCAAACCACUGUCCCAGGGUCCCAAACCAGACAAAAAGAACCCACUAGUACAAGCAAAUAGAUUAAUUGUCACUCCCGUAAGAGUAUUAACCCUUGAACACUUUCUUAAUGGGUAUGAUGAAGAUUUAAAAACAUUUUUAUGUAAGGGUUUUGGGGAAGGUUUUCAUCUUCAAUAUAAUGGGCCGAGACAGUCAAGGCGUUCAUCUAAUUUACUUUCGGUAAAAGAACAUGAAGAUAUUGUAACACUAAAACUGCAGAAAGAAAUUUCUCUUGGUAGGAUUGAAGGUCCAUUUGAGGUACCCCCUUUUGAAAAUCUUCAAUGUUCCCCUAUUGGUCUUGUCCCAAAGAAAGAAAUAAAUGAAUUUCGCCUUAUUCACCACUUAUCUUAUCCUGAAGGGGGUUCUGUGAAUGAUUUUAUCCCUGAUGAUCUAUGCUCAGUAUCUUAUACAACAAUUGAUGAUGCAAUUAAACUUAUCAAAAAAAUUGGAAAAAAUUGUUUGCUAGCGAAAACAGACAUCGCAUCAGCAUUUCGAAUUUUACCGGUUCAUCCAAACGAUCAUGAGCUAUUAGGAAUUCAGUUUAAGGGUUCUUUUUAUUAUGACAAGUGCCUUCCCAUGGGAUGUUCUAUAUCGUGCUCUAUUUUUGAGACAUUUAGCACAGCAUUACAAUGGAUUGCUUGCAGCAAAUUUGGGGUUCCCAAUAUGUUGCACAUAUUGGAUGAUUUUCUUUUUAUAGGUCCUCCUAAUUCUGCCAUUUGUCAUUCAUCAUUAAAACAAUUCUUAUCUAUGUGUGAUGUUCUUGGAAUCCCAAUCAAGUCCGAAAAAACAGAGGGACCUUCAACAACUAUGGUAUUCUUAGGGAUAGAAUUAGAUACUAUAAAAAUGGAGGCUAGACUUCCACAAGAAAAAAUACAAAAAAUUAAACUUGCACUUGAUUCAGCCAAAAAAUGCAAAAAGAUCACACUGCGGAAGCUUCAAUCUUUAAUUGGUUUAUUAAAUUUUGCAUGUUGUGUAGUCGUGCCAGGAAGAGCUUUCCUGCGACGUCUUAUAAAUCUAACAAAAGGAGUAAGUAAACCCCAUUUCAGAAUUCGUCUCAAUAAGCAGGCUAGGCUAGAUUUAGAAGCAUGGAGUGAAUUCAUAAACAAUUUUAAUGGGAAAUCUAUAUUCAUAGAUGAGGUAUUGCAAAACUCAGAUAAAUUUAACAUGUACACUGAUGCAGCUGGAAGUUUAGGAUAUGGGGCAGUUUUAGGCAAGAAAUGGUUUUAUGGUGGCUGGGAAGAGAUACAUUUGCAGGAAUAUGAUAUUACAUUUAAGGAAUUACUUCCUAUUGUCGUAGCGGUUGAAACCUGGGGGGAGAGUUUAGCUAACAGCUCUAUCCUUUUUUAUUCAGAUAACAUGGCAGUUGUUAAUAUUAUUAACAAAAUAUCAUCAAAAGAUGUUCCAGUUAUGCAUUUAGUAAGACGUUUGGUUUUAGCUUGCUUACGCUUUAAUAUUCUUUUCAAAGCAGAACAUAUACCUGGGAAACUGAAUAUCUUACCAGAUUUACUUUCGCGUUUAUAG
Saccostrea cuccullata (small rock oyster) is the source of this 1671-nucleotide messenger RNA. RefSeq lists its product as uncharacterized. NCBI's taxonomy places the organism in Eukaryota, Metazoa, Mollusca, Bivalvia, Ostreida, Ostreidae. The transcript has a single exon. Bases 1 to 1671 code for a protein of 556 amino acids. The record is from RefSeq and is a predicted model, not a curated record.